Molecule: messenger RNA, 2910 nt
Organism: Brienomyrus brachyistius
Lineage: Eukaryota; Metazoa; Chordata; Actinopteri; Osteoglossiformes; Mormyridae
Gene: acbd5a
Product: acyl-CoA binding domain containing 5a
Exons: 13
Coding region: 130-1563 (477 amino acids)
Biological process (GO): autophagy of peroxisome; fatty acid metabolic process
Cellular component (GO): peroxisome
Molecular function (GO): fatty-acyl-CoA binding
Source: RefSeq, a predicted model, not a curated record
GUUUUGGGACGUAUUUGAGAGGUCGCAGUACUUACAGCAGGUAGAUUAUUAAAUUGCUAUGUAGGGUACAAGUACAAGUAAAUACUCUGGUCCAAAGAUUUGCUGCUGACACUUUGCAUUUGUGUCAUAAUGGCGGAUGACAAGCCGAUUCAGGAACGGAGGUUUAACGCCGCGGUUAAAGUGAUUCAGAGUUUACCUCCAAACGGUUCCUUCCAGCCUUCCAAUGAGAUGAUGCUGAAGUUCUACAGUUACUACAAGCAGGCCACCCGAGGCCCAUGUGAUAUUCCCAGGCCAGGCUUCUGGGACCCUGUUGGAAAAGUCAAAUGGGACGCAUGGAAUUCUCUAGGAGACAUGCCAAGGGAGGAGGCAAUGGGGGCAUAUGUGGACGAGCUGAAGCUGAUCUUGGAGAGCAUGCCGGUCACCAACGAGGUAGAGGAACUGCUGCAGGUCCUAGGGCCGUUCUACGAAAUCGUAGAUGAGAAAAAGAAGAUCAGCCAGGUGUCUGACCUGACCACAGGUUUUGGCAACAUGCUGGCUUCACCAACGCCAAAAAGUAUCACCAAAAGCGUAGUGAAGAGCCUGGCGAUGAAUGGCACGCUGCAGAACCACGGGGACUGCGCCGAACUCCAGAGCAGUAACACCAAAGCGGAGCAGUCGGAGCCUGAGAAGGAAGCCGAGACUGUGAGGCAGAACGGGCAAUCAGCCGACCCCUUGAUCCCCAACGGCAGCGUGGAACAGGAAGUGCUGUCCCUGACCAACGGCACACACGGCUCCAGGUCCAACCUCAACGGUGAUCUGGAAUCAGAAGAGGAGCUUGCGCACAGCACUCCAGCCUUCCAGGUCAAGGAAGGCGGCGCCGAGCUCAACGGCCACUUCAGCGAUCACAAUGAGGAUGUAUCAAGCCACCAUCAUCUGGCCAGUGACUCGGACAGCGAGGUGUACUGUGACUCGAUGGAUCAAUUUGGUCUCGAGGAGGGCUCUGAAAUCGCCCUCAGCCAUUCUGCAGUAACAAGCAGCACCCUAGAAGAGCCUGAAGUCCUAGGGGACUGGCCAGGGAAGGGUGACCUGCACGGGGGCCCUGAUCGACAUGGGGUCCAGCAUGGAGGCGAGGACGGGGGUGCCCAGUGGGGCGGGCCCCCCAGAGAGAGGCUGAGCGCAGACCGAAUGGACACCUCACUUGGCAGGAGAGGAAAGAGCUCCAGGAUGCCUGGUGAAGGGGGCCGCGGGGGACUGCUCGGUGGCGGCGGGGACGGCGAGCGCUGGGGGCCCGAGGGAGGGGCCGCCGGCAGCCUGAACGAGCAGAUCGUUACAGCCCUGGCACGGCUCCAGGAGGACAUGCAGAGCGUGCUGCAGCGGCUGCACACGCUGGAGGCCCUCACCGCCACGCAGGCAAGGUCAUUAGCAUUCCAACCAAAUUAUCCAUCGCCACCUGCAAAUAAGAAGCCGUCGUGGUGGCCCUUUGACGUCUCCCCGGCGACGGUGGCCUUCGCCGUGCUCUGGCCUUUUCUGGCGCAGUGGCUGAUGCGUCUCUACAUGCAGCGGAGGAGACGAAGAAUGAACUGAGCACAUGUGCCGCCCAUCGCCUAGGAAGGACCCGUCCCGGGAUGAGAGCCUCAGGGUCGUCUUUUCCCUGCCAGGCGUAGCCGGUCACCGCGUCAUCACUCGUCUAACCUUAGCUUUUGCACUAAAAUGACCACACUAUGAGUAACAUGUCAACUACUUUAGCACCUAGAUAAACUAAAAACAGAUCCUCCUACAAUGGGGUGGAAAAAAAUGGGAAUGUACGGAAUUGCGAAUCAUAAUCACGCAGGCUUUUGUAAACAGAAGUAGAGGUAGUUGGUUAUAUCUUUUAAUUUUCCUUUUGAGAUAUUAGUUGACAGAUCGGAAGAGAUGUUUGGUUUCCAUGGUUUGGUCACAGCACCACUAACAGAAUAAUGGCCCUAAUUUUGAUUUCCAACUUUUUUUUUUUAAAGCAUGCAAAAAUGGGAUUUAAAAAAAAACCACCGUCAGCCUCAGGUUAAAAGGGCAUUAUGGUCCAACAGCAGCUGCUGUAAGCUCAUGGGUACGAGCCGCACUGGGAACAAAAUGCAGCAUUUUAUUGAAGUUUCGCAGACAUUGCUGCUAACGUACCAACAUUUCUGCAGUUAAAUGCGGAGUGGGGCUGGUACAUUUGAUCCGAUCGGCGUCUAUUUAUUAUGGGUGGGAAGGAGGUUCUGUGGGCUGGAGGGAAUUAAAAUGGGGAAAUGUCUAUGUGGAGGGGGAUGUGAGAGGACCUCCAUGGUCAGUCUUUGGUUUCAGGCUGAAUGGUUUUUGAAUCGUUCUUUAAACCAGUUUGUUUUGGGUGACAUCUGGAUAAUCGCUGUCAUCCUAAUAGCAGAUGUACUACUGGACUGAUUUCUGCUAAGAUGUGAUGAAUCUGGGGCAGGAUAUGGGGGAGGUUUAUGAGGUAGUUGACAGUAUGUAGUUUUUGUUCUCCCAGUACUUUUCAGUUAAAGUCCAUUUCUUAAGUACUAACUUGUAAAAUCCCCAAAAAAACCAGCAGUGGGUAAAACGGCUGUGGCAGAUUGAACGGGCAAUACGAUUCUGCAGUGUCUUUAAUACUGUUUUAGAUUUAAAACAUAAUUUCUUUUAGCGUUAAUUACUGUUAAUAGCUGUACAGUUGAUUCUAAAACAAGGUGCAAUAUUUUCAUUGCACUUUACUGUUGACUUAGAGUAUGAGCAUUUAUACUUGUGUAAUAUAAGAUUUGCAUUGACCGUGGAUUGAUUUAAAGCCUCCCUUUCAGUGAUACUAGUAGUACGUUUCUGUUGAAAUGAACUACAUCUCCCUCCCUCCUUCUCUCUACCUUCAGAAAGGGGCGGCUAGCAUGAGAUUAGUGCGGCCUGAAGCAUGAAUAAAAUUUCCUUGAACCA